Molecule: messenger RNA, 1284 nt
Organism: Penicillium daleae
Lineage: Eukaryota; Fungi; Ascomycota; Eurotiomycetes; Eurotiales; Aspergillaceae
Exons: 1
Coding region: 1-1284 (427 amino acids)
Source: RefSeq, a predicted model, not a curated record
AUGUCUUCUCUUAGAGGCUACCAGCACUGGGCCACACUUGGCCUGAUAAAUGACGCCCCGGGCCAACAGAAAGUCCUCAACAUACUGCGCAACAUCCGCACUAACUUUCCAAAUCAACUCAACCUGCAAUCAGCACCAAGCUGCGAUCGACUCAAGAGAGCCAUUUCAAGGAGUAUCUGGGACAUUCCUGGCAAAGUUUUCUCUCUUCAUCGGGAGGAUGCUGUUGGUGCACUAUAUGAACUAUUCAAACUUUGCUGCAUUGACUGGUCCGAUACGGGAUCUGCGAAUACAGAAGAAGGAAGUGGCGGAAGCCAGGAGGAUGAAGUUAACCAUGAAAAUGACAGUUUCUUUAUAGGAGGCAAGCUUGAGAAUCGUGAGACUCCCUUUGAGAGACUUCCUAAUGGCUCCGGCUAUGUCUUAGCUACUGUCACCGGCCGUCUUGAUACUCACGCUAUUGAUUUAGUUGAAGAGUACGAUAGGCAGAGACAAGUAUCUGGGUAUACGCAUGCUGACUGUAAUAGUGGCCAUCAAUGUAUCCCCAUGAAUACGGAGCCAGUUGAACAUAGUCAUGAAACAGCACAAAAUGAAACUACAUCUGUACAGCAAAGGCGCAAAAAGUACGACUGGGACUGGUUCCACUACCAACACACAAAUGUGAUAUUCAACGCCUUCGUGGAUAUCACCUGGGCCCGGUACCCUCGUUGUCGAGAAACUAUAAGGCUGUCGGACAUGAUGGGGACAUCUACAAACACUCACCGCACAAUAGCCCCAUUUGCCCGUGCCAGACACCAAGACAGAAGUCCAGACGGUGAUUGGAUUCGACUUGAUUCCAUUACUCUUUCCAGACUUUGCAAACAACUACAGGUUAUCCGAUCAUUUGAUCAAGAACAAGACGCCAUUUGGUGGAGCUCGAACCCCUUGAACACGACGAGCCUUGACUCAACGGAGGGUCAGGCCCGGAUAGAUAACCAGCGUGACCUUACGUGGGCAAUAUAUCGGAGCUUUGAUGCCCCUUGGCAAGAGUGGCGGGGUCGGAGGCUUGAGGCAGUGCUGCCCUCGCAGGGCAAUUACCCUCGUUUCUCAAUAAUUAUCCGAGAUGUUGAUGACCUGGUUGAUACUUCUGAAUCUAUAGACACAAGAUCACCCACAUCCAGUGUUUGUGCGUUAUUUGAAGGGCUUGGUGGAUCUCGGGAGAGCGUCUGUGGGGAUGACCUUGCAGAUAUACUGUCUGCGAUCAUUAAUGAACCGCUUCGGCCAAACGGCUGGGCUUCGGGCCCAUUCUAG